UGCAGGAAAUCAAUUUGGAAGCAAAAUGACGACUGGAAGGCUCGCUACACGAAACUGUACUCGGCACACCGCGUGUUCAGCUUAGUGCCACAACAGUCUGAAAAAGAUGACCAGUGUCGCAUUUCCUUCAUGAGCAAUGAUGCGACUCCAUACGCGUCCCUGUUGAUGAGGAUGCGGGCGACACGUCGCGACACCACGAUAUACGGCGAUGAUGUGAGGAGUCCGCCCGAUAUCACCACCUUGAUGUCAGCACAGAGCGAUCUCCACGAGAGUUGUGUCAACUAUGUGCGAACUGAUGACCUGGGCGGGACGGAAACUCAACUCCUAGAUAUGGUGCGACGCAAGAGUCGCGAGGUCGAAGAGGCUCAAGACAAAACUCUUGAUUUGCCACAAGAUGAUGUUUCUGAUGACCCAUCAAGCGAAGCCUGCGUCCACGGUCUGAGCAUGCGAAUGACAGAACGAAGUGUCUCUCGAUCUCGUAUGUCAAGAAUAUCUACCAAACGCGAUAUGGAUAUACCUUCCAUUUUAGCCUUCGAAACUCCCAUUGUACCUGCCCCGGCACCCCUAGUAAUUCCUGGAUUCCAAAAAGUCACUCCUACCCAAAACGAGGACUUACCUCGCUGGUCGAUACGUCGAUCAAUUUGUCCGGUUUGCUCACAGAAGUGGAGAGAUAAAUCAUCCAUUAAUAAUGUGAAGUCCUCUGGAUUAAAAAGAAACUCUUCAGCUGAGUUUCCAUCAGUGAUAGCGCCGGCUCGAUUGAGAGCGUCCAUCACUAUGGCUUAUGUCCCUCGCCCUGUAGUGGCUGCCGUGGAUGAGAGUGCAGGAGGUAGCAGAGCAAUGCGGAACACAAGCGCUGCCUGGCAGUUAACGCGAGCUCGUCGCUUCCGAGUUCCUAGACCACAAACGCCAUCCCCAGAAGCCAUAGCACCACCAAGUUCCACCGCUCCGAUGGCACGUAAAGACUUGGACAGUCGAGUGAACAAGUUUCUAAAAGAUGAAGGAAUGGCAAAAUUUUUAGCUACUUAAUGAGGUUAUUUGUUUUACUAAAGGCGCUAGUAUAGCUCAAAGUCUAUUGACGAAUAGAAUACCUGUUUAAAAUUACUAACAUCAAGUCAUUAGUCCGUCGACUUGUCACAGCUACACUGAUUGGACUAAUAGGACUUUAAGCUUUACUAGCGCCAUCAUGAAUGUGCAUGCAAAUCGAUAACUCUCAUGCCAAAAAUAUUUUUGUACAUGUAAGUAUGAUUUCAUUGCGCUUGGACGGAUGGUUUUGAAUAAAAUAUUGAUAUUGACUCAAAAA
This is a messenger RNA of Spodoptera frugiperda (fall armyworm), 1300 nucleotides long. RefSeq lists its product as uncharacterized. NCBI's taxonomy places the organism in Eukaryota, Metazoa, Arthropoda, Insecta, Lepidoptera, Noctuidae. The coding region runs from base 130 to 1026 and encodes 298 amino acids. The record is from RefSeq and is a predicted model, not a curated record. The transcript is spliced from 7 exons.